AUGGUAGGAGUUGCCCCAGAAUCAGAUGAUGGAAGUAGGAGACGUUUACCACAGUGGAUGCUGGGCAUAUCUUCUGCUGGCCAGGUAAGGAAGCCUAGUAAUGGUAAAGAGGAAGGACCUGCCUCUUAUGAAACUGAAACUUUGGGAGAAAACUCACAUGUUCUUGUAAAAUGUGAGACAAAGAGAAGAAAAAGAAAAUCAACUGAACAAGAUGCAGACUAUGAAGCUAAUGUUCCAGAAAACAAGUGUAGUGGACUUGGGAGAAGAAAAGCUCAGGAGUCUGGUGCUCCAGAGAGACAAAAAGCAAAGGAAACACUGGGGGAGAACUCACAUGUUCUUGUAAAAUGUGAGACAAAAAGAAGAAAAAGAAACUCAAAUGAACAGGAUGCAGAAUGUGAUGGAACUUUUCCUGAGAAGAAUUGUAAUGGACAUGGGAGAAGAAAAGUUCAGGAAUCUGAUGCUCCAAAGAAGAAAAAAGCAAAGGGUUCCAGCUGUGGAAGUGAUGAAGAACUAGAAGUCCGGACUUCGACUGAUGAUGAUGUUGAACUGACAGUGGAGGAUUUAGUGAUCAUUGCUGAAGAGUAUAUUAGAGCUGAUAGGAAUAUAAAUCAAGAAGCAGCAGCAUCGAACCAAGAAUGUGAAUCAGACAGCAGAUUUCCAGAAAUAGUCUCUUCCGGUAAUGAGUUAGAAGAUUCUGCUAAUGCCCAAAUUUGUAAUCGAAGAUCACUCAUCGCAGAUACAACUACUUUCAAGCCGAACAGGAGUUUGGCAAGUAAAGGAAUUGGCUUAAAUUCAGGUGGAACAGGGGAUCCUGCUCAGGACAUGCUGGAUCUGUUUUUAGGCCCCUUGAUGAAGAAAACCAUCGAGAAGGAGAGUGAGAGUCGAUUGUUGACAGAGGAUGUGACAUCUGCCCAUGAAAUCAUUAGAGAAAGUCAUAGUAAUGUUGUUAGAGAAGGAAUUGCCCCCAUAAUGAAGAAGAAGAGCAGUCUCAAAGACAAGGUGGCAAUGUUUCUUGACUGA
This is a messenger RNA of Prunus armeniaca (apricot), 1020 nucleotides long. NCBI's taxonomy places the organism in Eukaryota, Viridiplantae, Streptophyta, Magnoliopsida, Rosales, Rosaceae. The record is from the annotation of a GenBank genome assembly.